UUAGUAAUUUACUGGUCUGAAUGUGCAAACCUAUAAAAGAUUAAUGAAUUUGCCCCAGAACGAAUAUCAGAAUCAGAAUGAGCUUUAUUGCCAAGUAUGCCUACACAUACAAGGAAUUUGUCUUGGUGACAGGAGCUUCCAGUGUACAACCAUUCAAAAACAAUACAAAAACAGCAGCAAGACAUAGAUAAAAAUAAAAAAUAAUUAUACACAUACGUACAGACACACAUACAUACAUACACACAUACAUAUGGGUAGUGCACACAUUAGUACAUACACACAUACACAUGGGUAGUUAAUAUUGAUUAACCUGUAGACGUUUCACAUAAAAUCCUCCACAUUUUCCCCUAUAACUUUAAAAGAGCAAUACAAGAAUUUGCUAAAGUCACAUAGCAAAGUAUGAACAGUACAGUAAUAUAAGGAUAAUAGUAAUAUUUUUAAACCCCUUUAAAAUAUUUUUUAAAGCCUUUGUUUUUGAAUGGGAAAUCAAGUCACCAUGUUCACAUAAAUUUUUAUUUCUAUGCACAUUAAAGUGUGAGCUGAACACGCGAGUAUGUACCAGUUAUGGUUUCCUAUGACUCUCUGGAGUGGUACUUCCUUCCCUAGCACACUUCAGAGAGUAAUUUUGUGUGUAUGGCGGCUGCCCAGCAACCUGCUGGCUGAGGACCAACUUCCCUGUGUCUGCUCUUGCUACUUUAUGGAUUCCCAUGUGGGGGUGUGUCUGAGAACAAGGGAUUGAAUGAAAUGUUGAUUGAAUGAAGGGCUCUACUAAGCAGUUUCCUCCCUUUACCAGCAGUGUAUACAUGAGGCUUAUUGGCAUACUGAGGGUCAUGAAAGGGUAUGAAUCCACAUGGGUUUGUUUACACAGAAAACUGUGCCAUACUUUGUACUCUGCUUCAUUAAAAACUGUUGACAAACAAGUAUUUAGAUGAAAGCCAUGUUUUCUUGGCUUUCAUCUUUAGCCUACAAAUCUCAGCACAAUCAAUGUGUUCCACAUCUCAUUCAAUUUUAGAAAAAGAUCUAUGUAUUUGAAAUGACAGCCUUUCAUGCCACUUAUUGGAAGAAGGCAGCAAAUCUACAUAUAAUCCCUUAACUCAUGCCAGUUUUUGAAUUUAAUGGAUUAGUUGUAGAUUUCAGUAAUUAUUUUCUUUACCCAAGUUCAUACUAGGGUUGUAGAAGAUCAAACAUCAUGUUAAAUACAUGGAUAAUCCAUGUUUACUUAUAUUACAGUUCAAGAUCGAUUUACCAGUGUAAUGAAAAUGAGAGGCAUAUAGUGAUAGAAUCACAUAAAAUUGAAUGCAGUUAUAGAAAUUCACUAUUCACAGUGAGCCAUGAUUAAUUUAAUCCAUGAGUGGAAGUGUCCAAUAACAGGGCAGUUGCUAAAUAGUAUUCGGCUGGCCAUGUGAUCCUAACAUGGCAGCUCCGAUGAGGGGACCCUCUCCGUGUAGAAUAAAACAACUUUUUUCUGAUAUGACUGGGGUCCUCAUCUCAUGUGAGUGCUCAUAAUUUUAUACAUAUGUUUAAACAUUACUAUUCAUUUCUUUAGGAGUAAAACAUUUUUAAUGAGGAAAAAUUCCUGAGUUUACCAAAUAUAUUCAAUUGACAAUUUUUAUAAGAAAUAUACUAUAUUUUUUCAUGAUUUUGGCCUAUAUGAAGAGCUUGCAUAGUUUAACAAACUCCUCAUUAAAAAUCUCUAUACAUUAAAUGCCUUUUAUUUCUUUUCAGUAUGUCUCUCUGCGUGUCUAUACUGUGUAUACAGUAUAUACAUUAUAUAUAUAGUCCCCAUUAUUUCUUUCUACAAUGGAAUAUGUAUACAUUUCAGAAAGAAGCUACACAUUUCUCAGUUUCAGUCUCACAAGUAUGCAGUUAAAAAAGUGACAAGGGGGGAUCUCCCUAAUUCACAAGACUUGUGUGACUAGAGUUAGCCGGCAAUGCUAGAGGCUCUGCAUUGCAUUAGGCUUGUGUGCUGUGCUGUUCUGCCCAUCCCCCAUACUGAGAUACCAAAGCAGAGUUGUGUUGCUUUUGCAACCAGCAAAGCUUCAGCUGGAGAGAGAGGCAGGCUGAGAGAGACAGGACAGGGGGGUGGGGAGAGCAGAGAACGAGUGACGGUGUGUUAUUCUCCAAAAAAAAAAAAAUAUAUAUAUAUAUAUAUAUAUAUAUAUAUAUAUAUAUAUAUCCCCCCCCCCCCCCAGAGAUCCUCUCUCCGUCUCUUUUUAGAUUCCAAACUGAACCACAGUAUAAAUAGAUGGGCUUAUUUUGUGAUGAUAAUGUAUUCUGCCUUUAAACCACUCUGUGUGGUUUAUCUGAUUUUCUUCUUCCUUGCGCUCUCCCUCCCUCUCUUUUUUCAUUUUCACUUCCUGCUUGCAGACUAGCUCAACCCACCACCAACCCUCCCUUCUCUUACUUUCCUAACGCAUUUUAAUCAACACACAACCCCCUAAAACACCAGUUUCCCCUGCACGUCUGCAAACAGUGAAAUUACUUUGAGCCUGGUGGGCUAUUCUGUUAGAUUUAUGUUUAAUAUAUGUCUAUUCAUUGUUUUUCUUUUAGUCUGUUUUUGUGUAGGGUUGAAAGUAAAUUAGGUGUCCGAGGGUUAUUUCAUAGGCCGUACUAAAACCAGUACAGCCAGCUGCAAGACAAGCCAAGCCCAGCUAGUUUUAUGGGAAGAAACCUCAUUAGUGUGGUUGAAUCACAUGCAAUCAAAUACAUGCAACUGGCUUUACCAUUUCAUUAAUUUCCCUAUAACUAGUGUUCUAAACUAAAUUUCUUCAAGGAGCAGUUUCAACCUUGCCGUUAUGCAACGUCAAUUUAACACCCCAAGCACCCCCCAACCAGCCCCCCCGUCCCUGAAUCCAUUCCUCACUAUGGAGAGAAUCCGAGCCAUGUUUUACUGCUCUCAAUGCACCUCGGUAAAAUGGCUGUAUCUAGAUGAGCCUCGUGCUGGUGUGAUCCGUUCCUCGGCUGUAGUGUACUUCUGCAACAGACACCCCCCCCCCCCCCCCUUCACAAAUUCCGUGUCGGUUAAAAUUCAUUCCCCGGGAACUCAAUUUACGGCGCUUGAUAAUUUAAAACACGGAGCCGACGGUGCAGUCCGGCUUCGGUCCGGCUUAAGGGGUGGGGAUGAGUCGGGCACGAGUAAAUUGUUGUAAAACUGUUGUAUUUACAUUCAAUGUUUAGCGUUUGAUUGUGACCGACUCGCCGAGAGGGAGAGGGGGGUAUCAUGGCCGCUCAGGUCGCCAGCGCUACCUCUCUCAACACCAGCCCGCCUUCCGAGCUGAAAAAACCGGAUCGAGACCCAAAGGAGGAGUCGGUACCGGGGGAGAAGCAGCAGGAAAAUAAGGAGCCGGGAUUAGAGAGCGGAUCUCCGGGUCGCGGGAAACUGCAGGACCGGGCCGAUGUUGGAAAUGCUGGGGGAGGAGGGGAGUCUGAGAUGAAGAACGGGAACGGGAAUCCGUCAAGGGUGAACAAUAAUCAAAAUGAUACCGCCGGACCUGAAGGGAAUAAUCACCCCGGUAUGGUACACCACCACGCGCCCGGGUUUUCGCCACCUUCCCACGGCUUCAGUCCGCACUACGGCCGGGCCCCUUUUCAUCAACAUGGCGGACAACAAAGCCCUGGCAUGGCAGCUGCAGCGGGGCCAGGCGCUCUGUCGAGCAGUAUGUUGGACCCCUAUCAGCCCAACUCUCACGAGCACGGCUUCCCGAACCACCAGUUCAACAACUACAGUCCGUUUGGGAACCGAAGCCCAUAUCCGGGCCAGGGAUACGGCAUGAACUCUCCGCGUAGCGCUCCUCAAGCUCAGGCGGUAGGGGGGCAGUCAGCCAAGCAGCAGCCGCCAGCAGCGGGAGGAUCUAUGGCAACAUCUUACAAUAAUCAGAGGUAUAACAUGGGAAAUCCGCAGCCAACAUCUACCCCAACUCUCAACCAGCUCCUGACCUCCCCGAGCGGUGCCAGGGGCUACCCAAAUUAUCCAGCGAGCGACUACAACAGCCAGGAUGGUGCUAAGGGAACAGCAGAUCUGGGCAGCGGUGGGCAGUACGGUGGGGGCCAUCCGGGUUGGCAACAAAGGACACACCACCCGCAGCCCAUGAGUCCGGGAAGUACCGUGCAGCCCCUGGGUAGAAACCAGACUCCAGGCUCCAUGGAUCAGAUGGGGAAAAUGCGGGGUCAACCAUAUGGGUCAGGUGGCCCUUACCCUCAACAACCGCAUCAAGGGCCUCCGCCAGUGGCCCAGCAGGGUCCUGCUUACCCAGGCCAGGCCUAUGGGCCACCUGGCCCACAGAGAUACCCUAUGAGCAUGCAAGGACGUAUGCAGUACAGCCAGCAGAUGCCAUCAUAUGGACAGCAGGGAACAGGGGGCUUUGUGCAGCAGGGGCAGCAGUCGUAUUACAGCCAACAUGGUCAGGGGCCUCACUCGGGCCAACAGCAGUCGCCAUAUCCCCAGCCUCCCCCUGGACAACCAGGAGGUCAGGGACCUUAUUCACAGCAACCUCAUGCCCCCCAGCCUUCUGGCCCACACGGACAAGCUUGUCCUCCUUACCAACAGUCCCACAUGCCCCAGCAGCCUCAGGGGCAGAUGCCCGGCCCCUCGCCUGGUCCAUCCCAGUCCCCAUACUCGCAGUCCUCAGCAGCAACCCUCCAGUCUAGUCAGUCUCCCUAUCCCCAGCAACAGGUGCCCCAGUCCCAGACCCCACAGCAGGGCAGCUCCCAGGCUCCUCCUGCAUCUCAGACCCAGCCCAGCUACCCACCUGUUCAAGGCCCCCAGCAGCCGCCAUCACAGCAGCCGCAACAGAUGACCACUUCUGCUACUCAGCAGCCCGCGGGACAUGGACAGAUGCCGCAGGGCCAGCCCACAUCAUACUCCCAGAAUCCACCGCAACAGCAGCAGCAACAGUCGCCAUUUCAGCGGUUUGCCCCACCUCCUCAGGAGAUUUCCCAGGAGUCUUUUAGUUCUCAGUCCAGCGCUCCCCCUUCCAGUCAGCCUUUGGCAUCUAAGAGCAGCACUGAGGACAUGCAGGGCAGACCCUCCAGUCUACCAGACCUAUCCGGUUCUAUCGAUGACCUGCCCACCGGUACGGAGGGCGCUCUGAGCCCUGGAGUCAGCACAUCUGGAGUAUCCAGCAGUCAAGGAGAACAGAGCAAUCCAGCACAGUCACCCUUCUCCCCCCACACCUCUCCUCCCGUAGGCUCACCUGCCAGCGCCACGGCAUCUCGCUCUGGCCCACUGUCCCCUGCCACAAUGCCAGGGAACCAGAUGCCACCCCGCCCUUCAAGUGGACAGUCUGACGGGAUCAUGCACCCUUCAAUGAACCAGCCUGGCAUGGGCCAAGACAGAGGGUAUAUACAGAGAAACCCUCAGAUGGGACCCUAUGGGUCUCCUCAGUCUGGGUCUGCUUUGUCACCUCGUCAAUCGUCUGGAGGCCAGGUGCAUUCUGGGAUGGUUCCAUAUCAGCAGAACAACUCUAUUGCUAGCUAUGGGCCUCAGGGUGGUCAGUAUGGCCCACAAGGUUAUCCCAGGCAACCUGGUUACAGUGGCAUGCCUAAUGCCAGUUACCCAGGCCCUGGCAUGGGUGGAUCCAUGAAUCCCAUGCCUGGACAAGGAGGAGGGCCUCCAUUUGCUGGCAUGACAUCUGGAAGGAUGCCUCAUGGCCAGAUGGGUGCACGUCCCUAUGGCCCCAACAUCGGUCCCAACAUGAGUCCCAGUAUUGGCCCUAAUAUGGGCAGCAUGCCUCCACAAGUGGGCACAGGGAUGUGCCCACCUCCAGGCCUCAACAGAAAGCUGCAGGAUGGUGCAGCAAUGCAGCAUGGAACUGCCAAUUCCAUACACAACAGACUAUCAGGUUACCCCAAUAUGUCUCCUGGUCCUGGCAUGAUGGGCUCAGGUCCUCCGUAUGGCCCCUCCAUGAACAACAUGCCAGGGAUGAUGAACACUCAGGGCACUCCCUACCCCAUGGGUGGUAACAUGGCCAACAACUCUAGUGGCAUGUCCCCUGGUCCAGAUUUUGGUAUGGAUGGAAAACUUAACCAGGCACAGAAAAUGAAUAACAAAGUUGAGGGGACGCCUAAGACAGAAUCAAAAUCAAAGAAGUCAAGUUCCUCCACAACAACCAAUGAGAAGAUCACACGAUUAUAUGAGCUAGGCCCAGAGCCAGAAAGGAAGAUGUGGGUAGAUCGUUACCUGGCUUUCAUAGAGGAAAAAGCCAUGGGCAUGAGUAACCUACCGGCUGUGGGACGUAAGCCCCUCGAUCUCUUCCGCCUCUACAUGUCCGUUAAAGAGAUUGGAGGUCUUACACAGGUUAAUAAGAACAAAAAAUGGAGAGAGUUGGCCACAAAUCUGAAUGUGGGUACCUCCAGCAGCGCGGCCAGCUCUCUGAAAAAACAGUAUAUCCAGUGUCUAUAUGCGUUUGAAUGUAAGAUUGAGCGUGGAGAAGACCCACCACCAGAAAUUGUAUCUGGAGACAGCAAAAAGAACCAGGCCAAAAUUCAACCUCCAUCCCCAGCUGGUUCUGGCUCUCUUCAGGGGCCCCAGACUCCACAGUCCACCACCAGCUCCAUGACGGAAAGUGGAGACUUGAAGCCACCUACUCCUGCCUCCACCCCACACAGCCAGAUGCCCCCAAUGCCAAGUGGCAGGAGCAGUGUGAACCUGCAGGAUCCAUUUGCUGAUAGUGACCCAGCCAUCUCUCGGAGAAACACUAUGACCCCCAACUCUGGCUACCAGUCAGGCGUGAGCACUCCGGAGAUGCCUGGGCGCUUGGGCCCCUACGAACCCAACAAGGACCACUUUAGUGGUAUGCGUAAAGUUGGAGAACAGUUCAUGCCUGGUGGGCAGGGUCCCAACAGCAGUCUUGGUGAUCAGUACAACAGGGGACCACCAGGUCCUAUGGGGAACAUGCCUAUGGGCCAAAGGCACCAGUAUCCAUAUGGCCCCGGCUAUGACAGAAGACCAGAGACAGGGAUAGGCCCAGAAGGCAGCAUGGGGCCUGGACUGCCACAAUCAAAUAUGAUGCCUUCCAAUGCUGAAUCUGGAAUGUACUCACCAAAUCGUUAUCCUCCACAGCAACAGAGGCAUGAUUCCUAUAGUAAUCAGUAUCCUGGGCAGGGUGCGCCUCCUGGUGGCUCCUAUCCAAAUCAGCAGCCUGGAAUGUACUCGCAACAACAGUCGAAUUAUAAAAGGCCAGGUGAUGGAGGCUACCCACCAGCUAAAAGACACCAUGAUGGUGAGAUGUUCAGUGGGCCUUACAAUGCGCAGCAGCCACCACCACAGGCUCCCCCUAGUGGUCCCUCAACUGGUCAGCAGGAGAUGUAUAACCAGUAUACCAGUUCUUACCCUGGUUCUGAGCGCCGUCCACCUGGUCCUCAGAAUCAGUUCCCCUUCCCCUUUGGUAGAGACCGAAUGCAAGGUGGGACAGGCCCUAACUCCCAGGGUUCUGUGCCGCCUCAAAUGAUGGGCAGUCCAAUGCAGUCUGGUCCUGAUGGCCCUCAAGGUGGCAUGUGGCAAGCCCGAGGCGAUAUGGGCUACCCCAAUUUUCCCAACCGUCAGGGACCUACUGCUGGUCCUGGCCAGGGCCCUGGCUACCAUCCAAUGAACCGAUCUGAGGAGAUGAUCUCAUCUGAACCACGCAUGAAUCAUGAUGGGCAGUGGCCUGGGCCAAGACAACCCCCGUAUGGCCCUGCUAGUGCUGGCCCACCAAUGAACAGACCCUUGCAGUCCAACUAUCAAUCUCCCCAAACCAUGCAAAACCACAUUCCACAAGUGUCAAGCCCCACGCCCAUACCCCGCCCCAUGGAAAGCAGGACUUCCCCCAGCAAAUCUCCCUACAUGCCCAUCAAUAUUAAAAUGCAGAAGGCGGGACCUCCAGUUCCUGUGUCUCACAUUGUACCUACCCCAGUGCAGCCUCCAAUGAUGAGAAGAGACCUGCCCUUCCCUUCAGGCUCAAUAGAGGCCACACAGCCAGUACUCAAAUCACGCAGGCGUCUUACCAUGAAAGAGAUUGGCACUCCUGAAGCAUGGAAAGUCAUGAUGUCCCUAAAAUCAGGGCUCUUGGCUGAGAGCACAUGGGCUUUAGACACCAUUAACAUUCUGUUAUAUGAUGACAGCAGUAUUUCAAAUUUCAACCUUAUUCAGCUCCCUGGUUUCUUGGAACUAAUUGUAGAGUAUUUCCGCCGUUGCCUCAUUGAGAUCUUUGGCAUUCUCAAAGAAUAUGAAGUUGGUGAUCCAGGACAAAGAGCUCUGUUGGAUCCUAGUGUUCUCAAAGAUGAAAAUACUGUGGAUGAUGAGGCACUGGUUGAGGGCAUGGAGGAAGAUGGAGAAACAGAGGACGAAGAUGAAGCGGAAGAAAUGCAGAGGUCAAAACAUCAAGAACAUCACACAGCACAAAGACCAUUCCAUAUAAAACAGGAAGAAAAGCAAAGGACAGGUGAAGACUCUGGGAAGAAAGAAGAUUGCCAAGCAAUGGAGGAAGAGUCAUCUGCAGAAUCCAAGAUUUUAGAGCCACCAUGUCUUGAGCUGGCUGUGACUGAGGAGAAGCCCAAACAAGCUAGCAAGUUCGAUAAACUUCCCGUGAAGGUUGUGCGAAAGAAGGAUCAAUUUGUGGUGGACUGCUCGAAUAAGCUUGGACGGUUGCAGGAAUUUGACAGUGGCCUUCUGCACUGGAGUAUCGGUGGAGGUGAUACAACCGAACACAUCCAGACCCACUUUGAAAGCAAGAUGGACCUGUUGCAACUACGGAAAGGGCUUUUUCUUGCCCAGGCCUCGGACAGGAAGAAAGGAUCUCUAAAGGAAAGCCAGGCACCUUUGCCACCCUCAUCAAGUGAAGAGCACAGAAAAGAAGUGGAAAGGGAACCUUCUCAGCAGUCAUCCACUGAGGAAGUGACCAAUGAAAUUCUGGAUAUAAAAGAGGAAAAUCCUGCUGACUGCUCAGAAACUGCCUCUGAAAGGAAAUCACACAAGGAAAAAGAUCAAGAGAAUCAAGGAACAGAUGCAGCAACCCUAGAAAACAUCAGGCCUGCACAUCCAAGCUCAUCAUCACAGAGUCAGUGCUUCAUUGCCAUUCUAGAAGAUGAGCCACACAGCAAGGAUGAAGCUCCUCUUCUCACACUCUCUGACUGGCAAGAUUCCCUCACUCGUCGCUGCAUCUGUGUCUCAAACAUUGUACGCAGCCUCUCUUUCAUUCCGGGCAAUGACUUGGAGAUGUCCAAGCACCCGGGGCUGUUGCUACUGCUAGGUCGACUUUUGCUUCUCCACCAUCAGCAUCCAGAGCGCAAGCAGGCACCUUUAACAUAUGAAAAAGAAGAGGAGGUGGAUGAGAGUGUUGGUAACAAGAAAGAUGAGUGGUGGUGGGACUGUCUGGAGCUGCUGCGGGAAAAUUGCUUGGUCACUCUUGCCAACAUCUCAGGCCAGCUUGAUUUCUCGGUUUACACUGAGAGCAUCUGCUUGCCACUGCUGUAUGGCUUGCUCCACUGGGCUGUUUGUCCUUCAGCUGAAGCCCAAGAUCCCUUCCCUAGUCUUGGGCUAAACGGUGCAUUGUCACCCCAGAGACUAGUGCUGGAGACCCUCUGUAAACUCAGCAUUCAGGACAAUAAUGUGGACCUUAUUUUGGCAACACCACCUUUUAAUAGAUUAGAGAAGUUGUUUGGGAACCUUGUACAUCUAGUUGGAGAGCGAAAGGUUCCUGUCUGCCGGGAGAUGGCAGUCGUGCUGCUGGCCAAUCUUGCACAGGGUGACAGCCUGGCAGCCCGUGCCAUUGCGGUACAGAAGGGCAGUGUAGGGAAUCUGUUGGGCUUCUUGGAGGACAGCUUGGCAGCAACACAGUUCCAGCAAAGCCAAGGUUCCCUACUGCACAUGCAGGGGACACACUUUGAGCCAACAAGUGUGGACAUGAUGCGGCGGGCAGCUCGGGCUCUGCUGGCCCUCGCUAAGGUGGAGGAGAACCACUCUGAGUUUACGCUCUAUGAAUCACGGCUACUGGACCUUUCUGUCUCUCCCCUCAUGAACUCGUUGGUUUCCCAUGUCAUCUGUGAUGUACUCUUUUUGAUAGGCCAGUCAUGACAGCUGUGCGGAGCUGUGGCUCCACCAUCUCUGGUUUUCGUACCUCCACCUUGCCUGUCGUCCCCCUUGGUGAGUGGAGAAUGAAAGCAGAGAAAAUUGACUGUUCCCUUUUUUUUUAUUUAUUUAUGCAAGCCCUUUCAUAUUACACCUACUGGUCCCCCUAUUCUUCGCGUCUCACUUUGGGAAGGGUGUCACAAAUUUUCUGUGGAUCAUGAACCAGAACCUCAACACACUUGACACAAACUCUAACACUGAUGCCAUCAAGAUGACAUGGACAGGGACCCCAACUUUUGUGUCCUGAGGGGAAAGUACUUUUUAUAAUAAAAUAAAUAAAUGAAUAAAAUAAAUAGCUUGAAAAAAACAAACUAUUUACCAAAGUUACUGUCUUGUUUACAGUGAGUUUUGGAGUUAAAUGUUCCUUUGUCAUCCCCAAAAGGGUCCAAAUAAUACAACUCUUGUGCACAUUUGGAUUCUAAAUGGACAGGUGAACUCUUGAUAGUUUGGUGAUUGUAUUUUGAUGCUACACAGUCAACCUUAUUGGAUGCGUGUACAGCAGAAAUUAGUUUUCUGUACAUUGAGCCUCGUAACUGUAAACAUACUGCAAAGAUAUGGCACUGUUUCACAUGGGAAAAUGUUGGCUCAGUUUUUAAACUGUUUUUAAACAUUUGUUUGCUAGUGAAGAGAAUUCUCCCCAAAGUAUCAAGAACGUACAACACCCUGACCUCUUCUCUUAAACCCUUGAUUGUAUGAAUUGACCCUAAUAAAGAAAUCAUCUCCUAGGACUGGUUUUCAACAUUAGAUGCAGCCCAGGCUGUAUUGUAUAUAAGAUGUUGUACAUUACACCUCCCUUUCUCUCCCUCUGUCUUUCACACACACUAUUAUUGCUUAUCCUUUUUUAUCUAUGAAGAAUGAAAGCGGACACUCAAGCUGGGUUAAUUGCAUCAAAAUUCCUAGGUAUAUAAACUGAACCACCUUUUGGCCUCCACGAUUCCUCCAUAGUGCAGCAAACAACUGAAAUAUUUUAAUUUCAUCUGCUGGUACAACAAGAUAACUCUAGAUGAAGAAACACAGUUGAGAUAUUUUUUUCUCCAGUGAUAAGAAUUCUGCAUAUUUGUAAUUCAGACUAUGUAGCUUAAUGUAAAUUCCUUGUUUUUCCCCCUUUUGGCUCAAUGAAUAUCAUUUAUUCACUAUGAAAUCUUUAUACUAUAUGUUCCACGUGGUAAGAAUAAAUGUACAUUAAAUCUUG
Myxocyprinus asiaticus (Chinese sucker) is the source of this 11297-nucleotide messenger RNA. RefSeq names its product AT-rich interactive domain-containing protein 1A-like. The transcript is spliced from 20 exons. Gene Ontology annotation, cellular component: nBAF complex; nucleoplasm; SWI/SNF complex. Gene Ontology annotation, molecular function: DNA binding; nucleosome binding. The coding region runs from base 3221 to 10051 and encodes 2276 amino acids. Gene Ontology annotation, biological process: positive regulation of DNA-templated transcription; regulation of transcription by RNA polymerase II; chromatin remodeling. The record is from RefSeq and is a predicted model, not a curated record. Lineage: Eukaryota; Metazoa; Chordata; Actinopteri; Cypriniformes; Catostomidae.